CCAAACAAAAAAAUGUAGGUACCGAAAAUCCUCCAAAUUUAAGAAGGUACAGUAGAAUUUUUCCUAAUUUCUAAACCUCUACUCUUCGAUUUUCAUUGGUAUGCAGAAAUAUGAGCAUUGACUUCUGCAUAUUUGCCCAUUGAACACGAAAUUUGAAAAAAGCCAGAAGCAGAAGAGAAGAACAGAGAGAUACAUAUAGACAUAUUCCGGGAACCGGAAGGGCAGGAAACCUUUUAGAUUGCCGCUGGCGAUUUCCUCCAGUGUCUAUGCCGCGAUGCCAGUUAUCCAUGUCAAUCAAAACCGCGCCUUCCUCCUCACUCCCCAUUCUACUGGGAACAAACUAUCCAACUUCGCCCCCUCAACUCAUCCUUCCUGCCACUUCUCUCCAACACCCACCUUUUUAAAACCCAAAACCCUGUUGUUUCGCAGCUUACCGUCUCAAUUUAUCCUGCCCAACGACUCUUCUUUGUUCCCAUUCAGCACUCAUCCCCGGCGCUUUGCAUCCGUUAUUGCAGCUGCAAAGAAAGGCUCUGAUUACUACUCCGUUCUAAAUGUCGGUAAAAACGCAUCUUUGCAAGAAAUCAAGGCCUCUUACCGAAGACUUGCUCGGCAGUAUCAUCCUGAUAUGAACAAGGGUCAGGGGGCUGAAGAGAAGUUCAAAGAGAUAAGUUCUGCGUAUGAGGUACUAUCAGAUGCUGAGAAAAGGUCUUUAUAUGAUCGAUUUGGUGAAGCCGGAUUACAGGGUGAAUAUAACGAAUCUGGUGAUGGUGCUUCAGGGAUAGAUCCUUUUGAAAUGUUCACCCAAUAUUUUGGCGACUCUCAUUCCUUUUUCGGAGGAAGUGGUAGUUCAAGGGGGUUCAACUUUGAUUUCAGCAAUGCAGGGCGUCAGGAUCUUGAUAUUAGAUAUGACUUGCACUUGAGCUUUAAAGAGUCAAUAUUUGGAGGAGAACGUGAUAUUGAAGUACCUUGUUUAGAGGCUUGUGAUGGUUGUGAAGGAACAGGAGCAAAGUCCAGAAGUUGCAUAAAAACAUGUUCUAAUUGUCAAGGAAGAGGGGGAGUGGUGAAAACAGAGAAGACACCCUUUGGAAUUGUGUCUCAGGUAUCUACUUGCCCAAAGUGUAGUGGUAAUGGCAAGAUAAUAGCAGAUGCUUGUCGGCAAUGUAAUGGCCAAGGUCAAGUAAAAUCAAAGCGGAGCUUGAGAGUGGUCAUACCACCAGGAGUCAGUGAUGGUAGCUCGAUGCAACUUCGAGGAGAGGGUAACAUAGACAAAACAAGGGGCAUUGCCGGCAACCUCUUUCUGGUCGUCCAUGUCGAGGAAGAGAACGGAAUUUUGAGGGAUGGUCUGAACUUAUACUCAAAAGUAGACAUUGAUUACACAGGAGCCAUUCUGGGGACAAUUACCAAGGUCAAAACUAUGGAUGGUAUAAGAGAUCUGAAGAUUCCUCCUGGAUGUCAACCUGGAGAUACUUUGAAAAUGGAAAAUAUGGGAGUCCCAAAUAUGAGUAGACCUCAUGAGCGAGGAGAUCAUCAUUUUAUUGUCAAUGUUCGAAUCCCGAAGAACAUCAGUAAUGAAGAACAAGAUCUCCUCAAGGCAUUGGCUUCAAUCAGGGCUGCAUCCAAGGACCACUCAGUGCCUUUUGAUGAUCAUCCACACAGAAGUGUUCCUCAUAUGUGGAAGUCACUCAAGAACUUCUUUAGGCAAAAGCAACCAGGCGAGCGGUUUGCAUCAAUGAGCAUGGAGACACGUACCUUGAGGAUCUGUCCGUCUUUUACUUCUUCAUUCGUCGUAUCGAUUUCUGCUCUUUUAUUCUUAACGUGUAUUAUAGCCUUGGUUAAGAUUGCACGAAGUACAUUUCACAAGAAAGAAAUCACAGAUAGACAAAAUCUUUCUCCCUACUAGGAAAUAAAAGAUGAAUUGUGGUGGGAUUUUGUGUGACAGCAAUGUUUCUAUGUCAAUGCAUGUUUCUUUGCUUAGAGUGGAUUGGUAUUGUCUGCAUUUUAGAAUGUAGAAAUUGAUUGGAUUCAUACCAAAAGAGAGGCGGUCAUUUUGAGCCAUAAUCUAACCCAUGAAUUCCAAUAGACUACUGGAGGCUAGGACGCCUGUCAUCAUUGUCAUGUACACCCAGAAUCUCUAUCUCGUCUUGCAAGG
Cuscuta epithymum is the source of this 2149-nucleotide messenger RNA. NCBI's taxonomy places the organism in Eukaryota, Viridiplantae, Streptophyta, Magnoliopsida, Solanales, Convolvulaceae. The record is from the annotation of a GenBank genome assembly.